Adineta steineri is the source of this 945-nucleotide messenger RNA. The record is from the annotation of a GenBank genome assembly. Lineage: Eukaryota; Metazoa; Rotifera; Eurotatoria; Adinetida; Adinetidae.
AUGGCUGAAUCUAUUCUUACUCAUAUUCUUCUUAAUGAACGUUUACUCGGGAUGAUGAUUCCUGAAGCAGUAUUCCCAGAACUUCCCGUGAAAACCCUCAGGAAACUCACCGUUUCUGAUACAGUUGAUAAAGGUGUUUAUUACUUCGAAAAAACAUCGGCUCAUAUGCGAGCAACAAAUCUGCUUUUAAAACGCUUGCAUAAGAAUAAAGAACGUUUGGGUCAAAUUUAUAAAAGUAUUUCAUGGAAACCCGUUUCACCAAUUGAAGAAAUACAUCAAUUAAGUAUUACUCCUCGGCAAGCAUUUGAAAACAUCUUUAAAAAUUUAUCUCAUUCAUCGAAUACAGCUAUCUCGAAUAUUAUUGAAGAUAUUACAAGUGAAUCUUUCUAUACUCGGUACCUGUCAAAAUUAAAAAUAGUCGAUGAAAAACCGGUUUACAAUGGUCAUUUGCAUGCAGAAAUAUUGUUAAUCGAUUUUUUAUUAGAAAAUAAUAUUAAUCAGAAGGAUCACUUAAAUCAAGUCGAGAUAGGUAUUUCAAAAAUACCUUGUCUACCAUGUUCGUAUUAUAUUGCUGUAUUGAAUAAAAAAUAUAGUCGUUGUUUUUAUCAAUCGGAUUGUACUCAUGGUAAACUGUAUGGAAGAUGGAUGUGUCGAUCGAAUGAAGAUCCAACUAUUAUCAAUGAAAUCAAUAAUAAAUUAACUGAAAAAAUUCAGUAUUUAAUUGGAAAAAUCUUAAUCGAAAACAAUCGUCAUGGUGUUCCAAAGAAAAGUGGUGACAGUGAUAUUAUGUUUACAUCUAUGGAGGACGAUGAUUUUGAAGAAAAAAAAUAUCAUGAAACUGAUCCUGCACAAGAUUUUGUUAAACGAAUUGAUGCUUCGAAAGAUGUCGAUAAGGUAUUUGAAGAUGUUCGAAAUGUAUUGAAUAAUUUAAAAUCAACAUCUUAA